AUGGCUUUCCAUUGUAUGUUUCUACUUACAAUUUUUUUAUUGCUUCCACUUUCAACAAUUGCUCAAUCUUACAAAAAUGUUAGUUUGGGUUCAACACUCACUACAAGUGAUGUUACUAAAUUUUGGCCAUCCCCAUCUGGAGAUUUUGCAUUUGGCUUUCAAAGAAGUGGAAAUGGAUCAUCAGGAUUUUUACUAGCCAUUUGGUUCAACAAACUCAAAGAAAAGACUAUAGUUUGGUCAGCCAAUAGAAAUAACAUCGCGCCGGAAGGGUCCAAAGUUGAGCUUUCUGUAGAUGGAAGACUAGUACUCACUGAUCCAAAUGGUCAAGAAACAUGGGCUCGUGAUACGGCUAAUGCUGGACCGGCCUAUGGAGCCAUGCUUGACACCGGCAACUUUGUUUUAGCAACCAGUAGUUCAGGCAUUCUAUGGCAGAGUUUCGAUGAGCCAACCGAUACGAUUUUGCCUGGACAAGUACUUAAUCAAAGAUCCAGGCUUGUCUCGAGCUUCUCUAGCACGAAUGCAUCGAGUGGAAGAUUUGAGUUGUUCCUGGAUGGAGAGCUGGCGCUUCACACGAUCAAAUACCCGAUUGAUGUCACAAAUUCUGCAUAUUGGUCGACCGUGACUGGUGGCAGUGGUAACCAGGUGAGAUUCAAUCAAUUAGGCAUUUAUCUUCACGCAGCGAAUGGAACUCUGCUGACAUUGAUAUCGUCUUCCAAUGAGACAAACUCAACAGCAAGCCAGUUUUAUCAGCGAGCGAUUCUUGAAUAUGACGGAGUUUUUAGGCACUAUGUCUAUCCAAAAAGAUCUUCUAGUGGGAGGCCGAUGGCGUGGUCUACUUUGCAUAGCAUUCCGGAUAACAUCUGCUUGCUUCUCCCGCAAAAUCUACAGAGAGAAUGGGUUGCGUGUGGUUUGAACAGCCUAUGCUCGAUGGGAACUGACCGAAGGCCAAGAUGUGAUUGUCCAAUCAA
Messenger RNA from Capsicum annuum, 968 nucleotides. RefSeq names its product G-type lectin S-receptor-like serine/threonine-protein kinase LECRK2. The annotation marks the transcript as partial. NCBI's taxonomy places the organism in Eukaryota, Viridiplantae, Streptophyta, Magnoliopsida, Solanales, Solanaceae. The record is from RefSeq and is a predicted model, not a curated record. The transcript has a single exon.